Messenger RNA from Spathaspora passalidarum NRRL Y-27907, 3118 nucleotides. It is a transcript of the gene SRD1, whose product is annotated as Srd1p. Gene Ontology annotation, cellular component: plasma membrane; growing cell tip; cell division site. NCBI's taxonomy places the organism in Eukaryota, Fungi, Ascomycota, Pichiomycetes, Serinales, Debaryomycetaceae. Bases 199 to 1818 code for a protein of 539 amino acids. The record is from RefSeq and is a predicted model, not a curated record. The transcript has a single exon.
UUUUCCUUUAAAAGUACACAUAUUAACCUAAUACCACUAUCGUUUAUAUACAGUAUAGUUCGCUAUCUUAUUCCUAGUUAUCGACACGUACAGUGAUUUAAAUUCCAUAUCGUGUUAAACCAAAAUAAAACAAUCAUUUUUGCCAGGAGAUAUUAGCUGAAUCUCCUUCCUAAUAUACACACAAACAGACAGCCAAAAAUGUAUAGUACUAGGAUCAACUUCAUAGUAGCCUUUAUACUCGUGUUGGUUGCAUUCGUGUUCCUAUUAUUAGCUACUAUAAGUGCUCCAGUCGUGAAGACGUUUGAAUUAGCUAAAACAACUACACAUUCGUUUGGUGUAUUUGGCUAUUGUACCCUCAAGGACGGAACAUGUCUGUCUGCAACCUAUCCUUUGAAUUUGUCUGAUAUAGAUGGAAAAGCCAAUUGGUUACUCAGUUCAUCUACUAGAGAUACUUUGGCUAAGAUCUUUAUAUUAACUCCUAUUGCCCUUGGCUUCAAUUUUAUCACCAUGAUUUUAUUACUUGCCUGUAACUUUGUUGCUGGCGGAGAAUCAAGAUCAAUAGUUUUGAUUACAAUUGUGGUUAAUUUUAUUACGUUGUUGGUUACUAUUAUUUCCGCGAUAAUUACAGUAUUGGUUUAUCAUCCAUUUUUGCAAUGGACUGGCUGGAUUUUGAUCGGGUCAGCUGCUGCUUGUUUACUUUCCUUGAUUAUCAUUACUGUGUCUUUAACUAAACUUCUGUCCGAUGACGAUCUUGAUGAACUUGUGCUUGAAGUCAACGAAAGAUCUAGUGCUGAAAAGGAAAGAUUUGAUCGUUUAUUUGGCGGAAAGCCUCCAAUAAACACAUCAUAUAAUGAUCACAGUUCCAGUACCAUGGAUAAUGAAUUUGAUUAUAAAACAUUUAAGGUUUCUACUACUUCAUCUGGUAAUGGAGGAAUGGGAGCUGGCUCCGGAACUACUGCUGUCACUGCUGCUUCUGCAGUUACCCUUGGUCAGAAUAGAUAUAACCCAUAUAACAAAUUCACCAAUAGCACUGAUGAUUAUCAACAGCCUCCUCAAGUAAGUUCAUUCUCGGAACAAUAUGCCAAGUCAAAUCCAUCUAUUGGAUAUACCACACCCCAACAGGAUUCUACCAAUGCAAUUCCAUAUCCUACAUCAGCUGGAUCAUAUCCUACUGACUCGUCUGCGUUUUCUAUCAACCAUAAAUCAGUAUUUGAACAUCAUCCAGAGGUCGAAGGUCAUAAGCCAUUUACUGAAUUAGAUGAUGAUUUUGAUGAUGAAGAAUUACCAAAGACAACUGGAGGUCAUAUCCCAGAAGAUUCUGAUGCUGAAUCUGAUUUCACCAGUGUUUCCCAGCGAGCACCAAACCCAGAGUAUCACCAAUACAGCCAAGGCGGUGGUUAUUAUCAACAGCAUUAUAAUAAUGUUCACAACUUCCAAUCUGACACCGGUUCUCAAUUACAACCACAACAACCUCUUAUCAGCCCACAACAGCAACAAUAUCCAGUUGGAUACAAUAGAUCAGGUAAUUAUCAACCUGUACCAACCACACCACCUAGUGCAGGAUAUUUUCCACCAGCUCCAGCCCCAGUACAACAUGUUCCUCCUCCUCAGCCAAGGCCAACAAUUUCCGAUAAUGUAUUGAAUAAUAAUCCUGAUUUUGCAGUGGGAAGAAUGCCUAAUAAAAGAAAAGUGGCUCCUGGGUUUGUUCCUGUAGCUGCUAGAUAUGCAGGAGGCGCACCACGAGGAGGAGGGUAUGGUAGAGCACCUGGUCCAACACCACAUAUUAAUAGAGGUGAUGGCCCAUACGGUAUGAGAUAAGCUGACGGUUGUUUUUAUUUUCUUCGUAUAUUUUGCUUGUGAUUUACUUUCAAUUCUUGUAUUAAUUGGUCUUCUAUAAACUAAUUAAUCUGUAACUCUUUAUAGAGUUCUUUUCACUAGAAUAUUGUAGAAAGUUUAUAUAUUCAAUGAAUCUAUCAUAUUUUUGGAUUAGCAUUACCUGAGUCUGGGUUAUUUAUAACAGGCCUUUCCGGUACCAGUUCUGGAGUUUCUGGUUUUGGUUCUGGUUCUGGUUUUGGUUCUGGAGCUGGAGCUGGUUUUUCGAUUAUCUUUGUGGUUGAAUGUGGGCGAACAAGUACAAUCAUUAACAAUGCAAAUACACAAAGACUUAACAAAAAGAUGAUUUUACACUUUGUUGUUCGUUUCUGAUAAUGUCGAGCUUUUAUCAACUCCUUAUCUGCAUCUUGCAAAUUAGCCACUGUAUUUUGUAAAUUAUAAUCAAUUCUAUCCAAAAUUGUACCUUGAUGCACCACGAUUGUUUCCAUCUCUUUGAAAAUUGUCAGCACUUCCAAAAUCCCCAUGGCCAAUUUAGAAAUUUCUCGUUCUCGCUGCUCAAGAUAACUAUUACUUUGUAGCUGUUGCUGUUCUUGUUCAAGUACUUGUUUAGAAUAAUUUUCAAUUGACUCGGUAGUUUCUUCUGCUUUUGCAUCUAGAACUAAUUGAUCCUCGUCGUCAUCUCGAAGAAAUUUCAUAUAGUUGUUUUGCAAAUUUCUAAAUACAACUGAAGCUUCACUUAUUUGAGUUGCGUAGUUUUGUUGAAAGUUUGCCAAAAUUUCUAAAUCCUGUUUAGCAUAAUUCAACCCCAAUUUUUCAUGAUUCUUACUUAAAUAAAUGAAUUUCUUAAUGGCAACAUAACAUUUCUCAAAUCUGGAUAAGAUUGAAUAGUUCAACAGUUCGAUCUGGGAUUCCAAUUCUGUCUUGUUUGCCAGGGAUAUGAUAAUCAACUUCUUAUACAAGGAAUUCAAUUGGCCCGUUUCAGUUUUAAUCAGGGCCAAAUGUAUAUCCAAGUCCUUUGCUAUAUCAAAAAGUGAUGGAAUAAUAGGCUUCAACUCAAUGGAGUGUUGCUCACCACCGCCGAUUAACUCUUGCCUUUGUUCUUCUUCAUAUUCAAGAUCGUUGAAACGCGAAUUGCGUCCAGAGCUGAUGAUAGGAGUUCCAGUACCUCCAGGUGGGAGUGAAACAUCACGAGUAAUCGUUCGCCUGUAUGAGAGGAAGAGGUUUGUUCUGUCUCGAAACAUCUUGUUGGUUGUAAAAAGUGUUGGCGGUUCGGCUUUACAUGUUU